CGAAAACUCAUUCCCCGAGGGAAGGAUUUUCCCACGUACAGUUUCCUGCUCGGCAAAAUUCCUGAUUGAACCAAUGGAAAUUCGGAGUUUCAGCAAGAGGCGGGACAACGUGAAGAUCACGAUACUAGCAGCCAAUCGGCGUCCCGUUGAAAACCUAGCAUGGAUUUCCUAGUUCGCUUGGCGUGUACCCAUGUGGGUUCAGUGUUGACUUGUACAGGCAGCUCGCUCAGGUUGAAACUGUGCGAGUAGGUUUUUUUUUUUUUACCAUGUCGUCGUCUUUUUUCAUAAAGACAAAAGAAAACUCAAAAUUUUCCAAAAAGGGGAAAAGUAUAUCGGCGCCAAAACGAAAGGGCGAUGGCGACUCCGGUGCCAAGAGCAAAGUGCGGGCGAAGAAACCCAACGCCAAGUUCAACGAAGAGAUCUCCAGCGACUCCGAGGCGGAGAGUCCCGUGGUGCCCAGGAAGAGACAGCCCGUCGAGGACAUCGACUAUGCGGAAACGCCCCAAGAGAAGAAGCUCAGAUUAGCCAAACUUUACCUUGAACAGUUGAAGGAAGCAGAUGAUAAUAAAGCAGAAGAUGAUGACUUUGAGACGGAUCUGGUUGCAGGACGACUCGAAGAAGAUGUGCUUGAACAAAAAGGAAAACUUCAGCGACUUAUUGCCAAAGAUCUCAUCCAGCCAGAUGCUUCAGAGAUCCGGGUGUUGAGAGGACACAAACUUCCAAUUACUUGUCUGGUCAUCUCCCCUGAUGACAAGUGCAUCUUUUCUGCCGCCAAAGACUGCUCCAUCAUUAAGUGGGAUGUUGAGAGUGGGAAGAAACUGCACACGAUACCUGGUGGAAGGAAAGGUACAGAGGAUCGGCAUGUUGGACAUACAGCACACAUCCUGUGCAUGGACAUAUCAUCAGAUGGAAAAUACUUAGCGACUGGAGACAUGAACAAACUGAUCAUGAUUUGGGAGGGAGAAACCUGUAAACAUCUCUAUAAAUUCACAGGACACAAAGGCCCUGUGUCGGGUCUUUCUUUCAGGAAGGGAACUCAUGAUCUGUACAGCGCAUCUCAUGACCGCUCAAUCAAGGUCUGGAAUGUGGAUGAGAAUGCAUACGUGGAAACUCUCUUUGGGCAUCAGGACGCAAUCACAGGACUGGACAGUUUGAGCCGUGAGCGCUGUGUGACAGCAGGCGGACGGGACCGCACUGUGAGGGUGUGGAAGAUAGCCGAGGAGUCUCAGCUCGUCUUCCACGGCCACGAGAGUUCAAUCGAUUGUAUCCAGCUGAUAAACGAGGAGCACAUGAUAACAGGAGCUGAUGAUGGCUCUGUGUCUCUUUGGAGUGUCAACAAGAAGAAGCCUCUCAGCACAGUGAAGCAGGCUCACGGUUGCCAUGGUGAUGCCGCGCUGGAGCAGCCUCAUUGGGUCGCAUCAGUAGCUGCGCUUCAAAACUCGGAUACCGUCGCCUCAGGUGCCUCUAGCUGUUCACACAACUCGCAUGUGCAGCUCUGGAAGUGUGGCCAGUAUUACCGUAGGCUGGAGCGACUGUUCAGUGUACCAGUGUCUGGUUUCGUCAACAGCCUGAAGUUUUCGAGCUCCGGGCAAUUCUUGGUGGCAGGAGUGGGACAGGAGCACAGGUUGGGCCGAUGGUGGAGGCUAAAAGAGGCCAAGAAUGGGAUCUAUAUUAUUCCUCUCAAAAGGAAGCCUCCUAAUCCAGAGGAAAACAAAAUGGCUGAGUAGUGGACUGUUAGGUGUCUUUUCUUUUGUAAAUUAAAGGUUUAAAAACUG
This is a messenger RNA of Scophthalmus maximus (turbot), 1775 nucleotides long. RefSeq names its product ribosomal RNA processing 9, U3 small nucleolar RNA binding protein (gene rrp9). NCBI's taxonomy places the organism in Eukaryota, Metazoa, Chordata, Actinopteri, Pleuronectiformes, Scophthalmidae. The coding region runs from base 267 to 1727 and encodes 486 amino acids. Gene Ontology annotation, molecular function: snoRNA binding; protein binding. The record is from RefSeq and is a predicted model, not a curated record. Gene Ontology annotation, cellular component: small-subunit processome. The transcript is spliced from 15 exons.